GUGUGUUAGCAUUUCCACUGAAUUUAUUUAUGAAAUAAUUUAUUCAGCGUUUAUUUAAUUUAAAUAAAAAAACUACAAGGACUGAAUUUUGUUAUUUGACACGAUAAGCAAUGAAAUUGUCAGUGUUAUGUCAUAAAACGAUAAAUAAAUUUAUUUGAUCUAAGAUUCAAUACAUAUUUGCAGUUAUACAUGAUUUAUCAAUAAAAUAGCUAAGAUUUCAAAACUCUUGUUCUAAUUAAAAAAGCAAAAAUGUUAUCCGAUGUUGACGUGUUUAUUAGCAACUACACACUAGUAGAUCCCGAAGUGUAUCAACUUUGGGUUGAUGGGUAUUCAUCUAGUGAUGCAGUUUCUCUUCUAAAUCAACGGGGAAUAUGCCAACAAACAAAUGCUCCAAUUGAGCUUGUAGCAUCUGACAUAUUAGAUCAUUACCGUACUUAUUCUCUUCUUGAAAGAUUAAUUCACACACCAAUGAAAUUAGCUAGUGAACAAUUAGCGUUUCAAAUUGAACCACAAACUAGUCAAAUGUUGAUAGAAAUGUACUAUGAAUUCGAUGACUGUGUAAUCCGUGAAAUAUUAGGUAAAAAAUUAACUUCCAAAAGUAGAAAAGACUUGGAUGAAGUGGCUGAGAAAACAGGAAUUACAUUAAAAAGUUGUCGAAGACAAUAUGACAAUGUUAAAAGAGUUUUCAAAUCUGUAGAAGACUUAUCUGGUUCUCUAGUCACUAACAUAAAACAACAUUUCUUGCUUCCGGAUGAUUUAGCUAAACGGUAUGCAGCAGUAGUAUUUAUAGCUUGUUUAAGAUUUGAAAUGAGCAAACGAAAAUUACAAUUUUUAACAUUUCCGGACCUUUAUCAUUGUGCAAAUAUUAUGAUGUCGUCAUGGACCUACCGCUAUACAGGCUCAGAAUAUUUCGAUACAGAUUUAGAUAGAGAAUUUCUCGUGGAGCUGUCAGAGUGUAGAGUACUGUUAGAAAAUGACAAACAUCAUAAGUAUUUGGUAUGUAUAAAGUUGAAGCCAACUCUUUUAGAAAAGAUGUUUCAAGAGUUAGAUUCAAACUUUCGUAAUUACUCUCGAGCUUUGUUGGGAAUUGGUUGUAAUCUACAUCGUUCAAGAGAAUUAAGAUUUUUCUUCCUGGAACUAGUAGAACGAUGUAUAGAACCAUGGCGCCAAGUAAAUUGGUCGCAUACAGACUUAAAAAAUUUUUUAAAUGCUUAUACACAAUGUGCGCUCGAUAUGGAUGUUUUGAGAGAAGGUACACUGCGAGACGCAUUUGAACGAUAUAUGAAAGUUGUUACGAGCUGUUUAUUGCGAAUGUACCAUCCAUGACAACUAAUUUACGUCUGCAAUGAAGACGUCAUUACUGUACAAGAGGAUGAAGAAAAAGAAGAAAGUCGAUAAAUGAUGUAUAUUACAAUUUAUUUCUUAAUUACUUUUUUGUUUUUUUUUUUUUUUUUUUUUCUGUAAUAAAUAUUCGGUAACGUGUGGCACAUCUCCGUAUGUUUCUUUUAUGCCAUAAUCAGUAUUCACAAAACUACAUUGUUAUAUCAUUGAAAUGUAUUUUUAUAAUUUCCUAUUCAAGAUUGCGAGCUAGACACGUUUUUCUGUUAGCUUGACACAAUCAAUUGAUAACAAAAAGAACUGUAAAUGACGUCCUUCACUAAAUGAAAAUUAUUACGAAUAAAUUAAAUUAAAAUGUUAA
This is a messenger RNA of Cotesia glomerata, 1699 nucleotides long. RefSeq names its product acidic fibroblast growth factor intracellular-binding protein (gene Fibp). The coding region runs from base 250 to 1326 and encodes 358 amino acids. The record is from RefSeq and is a predicted model, not a curated record. Gene Ontology annotation, cellular component: nucleus. The transcript is spliced from 6 exons. Lineage: Eukaryota; Metazoa; Arthropoda; Insecta; Hymenoptera; Braconidae.